AUGGCAGCGACAACGCUUUGGAUGGAUGUACUCGAGGCCGCUGACGACGAGACCGUUCGCGUGAUCAACGAACUUCAACUCCAGGACCUUGAAGACCUCGACUCGUGGGGGAGCCCGGACGCUGCUUUGGCUCGGCAGAUAUACGAGGAUGAGGUCAAGCAGUGAGUUUUCUCUUGUGGCAUUCGCGUUCGAGGAAAGGUCUAACGCGCCUUUCAAGAUAUGGUGCUAUUCGCGACGCGGAGGGCGAGGAGAUAGAUGCUGAGGGCAGUGCAGACGAGUUGGAUCAGGAGGGAGAAGGAGAAGAAGAAGAAGAGGAAGAAGGGAUAGAGAGCGGGCCUGAUCGUGCGGCAGAUGUCACUAACUCGGCGGACGAAAAUGGCCGUCCCGAGCAUCAAACAGACCAAGGCCUCAUCGCCGGUUCUGUCGCACAACUCGCUUGCAACGUCUGCGCCGAAGACAAGCCCGAGUCACAGUGCUAUCGUUCUCCGUGCGAAGAUGGGCACAUCUACUGCGCCGGCUGUCUUCGGAGACUGUUUCGCACUUCCAUGGGCGAUGCCACGCUAUACCCUCCCACGUGCUGCGCGCAUCGCAUAGCCCUGGAGGCCGUGGCACAUCUUCUCGGACAGCAGCUCAGUGUGCAUUUCGCAGCAAAGCAGGAGGAACUCGACGAUCCCCAGCCGCUUUACUGUCACGAUCCCCCUUGCUCUACGUACAUCGGAACGCGAAACAGGCUCGGCCAGCGUGGCGACUGUCCAGGCUGUCAGAAGGAGACCUGCGUACAGUGCAAAGCGGCGCUUCACGAUGGAGAAUGUAGCCGCAGUGGAGAGGUGCCGCAGGUCGUCGCCCUAGCUGAAGCAAUGGGUUGGGGCAGAUGUCAUCGAUGCCCGCGCAUCAUUGAGCGCAAUAUGGGCUGCUAUCACAUGACGUACGUUGCCAACGCAAAUGAACCGGUAGCAGUGGAAUUAACAUGCUAACACCAGGCGACAGCUGCCCCUGCGGCGCCGAAUUCUGCUACCUCUGCAGUGCACCCUGGAAAUCCUGCCGCUGCCGAGUCAUGGAUCUGGACCAAAUCAUCCCCCAAGCAGAAGCCAUCGCGGAGCGACAAGGACAAGGAAGAGGAGGAGGCGGCAACAACAUCGCCGAGAUCAUCCAACAUCUGGUCGAUGAUCCUCGCGGGCAGAGCAAUACAUGGCACAUUGCCCGUGGCGAGUUCGAAUGUGAUGGCUGCCAUCAGCGUCUGGGAGCGUACGUCUACGAGUGUCUGCACUGCACGGUUCGCUUCUGCUAUCGUUGUCGCUGCAAUCGCGGGCAUGCCCAGAGGUAUCGGGGGGAGAUUCAGCGGGAGUUGAGGGCGCGGGGGUUUGUGGAUGUCUAG
This is a messenger RNA of Lecanosticta acicola, 1375 nucleotides long. The record is from the annotation of a GenBank genome assembly. Lineage: Eukaryota; Fungi; Ascomycota; Dothideomycetes; Mycosphaerellales; Mycosphaerellaceae.